Molecule: messenger RNA, 1860 nt
Organism: Myiozetetes cayanensis
Lineage: Eukaryota; Metazoa; Chordata; Aves; Passeriformes; Tyrannidae
Gene: GJE1
Product: gap junction protein epsilon 1
Exons: 3
Coding region: 82-699 (205 amino acids)
Biological process (GO): cell communication
Cellular component (GO): connexin complex
Source: RefSeq, a predicted model, not a curated record
GGCGGAGCGAGCCGGGGCCAGGGCCGGGGCCAGGGAGGUCUACGGCUCCGGCUCCGGCCCACGCAGGGUACCUUCCCAGACAUGUCCCCCAACUACAUCCGGAGCUUCUCGGAGGGAUGUCUCAGGCCACCAACGGUAAUUGGCCAAUUCCACACUCUUUUUUUUGGCUCAAUUCGAAUGUUUUUCCUUGGCGUUUUGGGCUUUGCUGUUUAUGGAAAUGAGGCCUUGCAUUUCAGCUGUGACCCAGACAAGAGAGAGGUUAAUCUUUUCUGUUACAACCAGUUCAGGCCUAUAACUCCUCAGGUAUUCUGGGCAUUACAGCUGGUGAUUGUACUGGUACCUGGAGCCUUUUUUCACCUUUAUGCUGCAUGUAAGAGCGUCAAACAGGAAGAUAUUCUCCAGAAGUCAUCCUACACGGGUUUUUAUAUCUUCUCUGUUUUCUUAAGGAUUGUUCUUGAAGUUGUUGCUUUUUGGCUUCAGAUUCGGCUCUUUGGUUUCAAAGUGAAUGCAAUCUACAUGUGUGAUGUGGGAGCACUUGAAAAAAAGUUCAACAUUACCCGGUGCAUGGUGCCAGAGCACUUUGAAAAGACAAUUUUUCUUAUUGCAAUGUAUACAUUUACUGUGAUUACAAUGAUCUUGUGUGUUGCUGAAAUUUUUGAGAUCUCAUGUAGAAGGCUAGGUUUCUUAAAAACUCAGUGAUGUCAACCACUCCCACUCAUUUACCACCGUGUCCACCUGUAGUUUUAUCAAAAUUAUUUCAAACCAUAACAAAAAACAUCUCCUGUCCUCUAUGCAGUGUUGCAGAAGAGAACUUCAUUCAUGAUUACUGCUGCAGAAUAGUCAUCUGACAUUUACUCCUUAUCUAAAAACUACCAUAUUAUGUGAAUAAUCUUUGUUUCCACGUCAAGAUCAAAGACAGUAAGAUUUACAGGAGUAACGUAUUUUCAUGACCUGCCACAAACAAUAGUUCUGCUUCUAGAGGAGUGUCUGUAUGUGAGGAGGAGGUAAUUUAUAAGUGUACUGUUAUUCACAGCUUUUCUUAAUGCAUGCAAUUGGCACUAAUAAGGUUAUUGACCUUCCAAGAAAAACUAUUCUAAAUUUCUUACAUGUUCUUAUGGCUUGAGAAUUAAGUGGUAAUGGUCAAUAAUCUCUGAGUACCAGAACGCAUUAGAGCAUCUUCCCAAUCAGUGCCACUGUUGCAACCUGCAUCUCAGAUCCCUAGGGCAGAGACUCCUUGUUAAAACUGUGGGGACAACAUAUCCAUCAAUACCAGCUUGCUUUGUAGUGGUCCAGCUAGUGUCACCUGCUGGCUGGGAAUCUCCUUUUAUAAGUGAGAGAGUCACAUGGUAUUCUUUGUGCUGACUGGAAUGCCUUACCCUCCUUAUGUUUUGGCUUAAGAUGUAGAAGGUUUUUAACAAUUUAGUAUGUUCCCUUUUUGAAGGAGUAAAAGGGCUUUCUGACUUAAUUUUGCAUAAGAGGCUUACAAUUGUCAAAAUAAAAUCUCAGAGAUAAACCUUCUCUAGGCCCAAUAAUGACUUGAUUUCAGUGAGAGUUUUGCUUGUGUGUAACUGCAGAAUUGGGCCAACAGAAUCUUUUCCUGGAUAUGCCACAUCUAACUUCUUGCUCUGACUAAAGUUGCAGAAUAACAGCUAAAAAAGAAGUCUGCAUACUAAAAUUAUUCUAUGCAAUAAGUGUAUGUGGUUAGAUUAGGUUUCAAACUUUAUAUAAUGGCCAGUCUUCGCGAGCGAAGAUCCGGGGAAGGUCUUUCCACCUUCCAGCCUGCGCAUUGGAUUUUUUAGGUGAGACACAGUGUGCGUGGAACUGAGCCCACCCUUUAAUCCUAAGGUUCAUCUGCCGGGG